UGUUUGCAGAUCCAGAUUCCCUAUAUAAACUGAACUCUCUUCUGCACUGUUUCAUAGUCUCUAUCUCUCUGAAGAAAAAAAAAGUUAGAAAUAAAAAGGAUAAAGAUGAGCUGCUCUGUUAAUUUUGCAAACCCAUUGAUUCAGAGCUCCUCUGUUUUCAACAAUUCUCACAAACUCAAACCCAAUUCCUUUUUUGUUCUUCAUCCAUUAAACUCCCCUUCUUCUGUUUCUUCCAAAUUCAUUAAGAAUCCUUUCUCUCACCGCCCUUUAUCGGCGGUGUUAACCGGAGAACAAACCGAUCUCCAGUCAGAAGUUGGAAAAAAUGACCAAAAAGCCCCCAUCCGUUUCAGAGACUACAUGCUUCAGAAGGCUAAUUUGGUCAAUCAAGCUCUCAACGACGCCGUUUUACUGCGGGACCCACUCAAGAUUCACGAGGCCAUGCGUUACUCUCUUCUCGCCGGCGGAAAACGGGUCCGGCCAGUGCUCUGUCUCGCUGCAUGCGAUCUCGUCGGCGGUUCUGAGUCCGCCGCCAUACCGGCCGCCUGUUCCAUCGAAAUGAUCCACACCAUGUCGUUGAUCCACGACGACCUUCCAUGCAUGGACAACGACGACCUCCGGCGAGGUAGGCCGACGAACCACCGUAUCUUCGGCGAGGAUGUGGCGGUGCUUGCUGGAGACGCGCUUCUAUCUUUCGCUUUUGAGCAUUUGGCGGCGGCAGCGACGGCGGCGGAGGUGUCGCCGGAGAGAGUGGUGCGUGCAAUUGGGGAAUUAGCGAAGGCCACCGGAACGGGAGGGUUGGUGGCAGGGCAAGUGGUGGAUAUAGACUCGGAGGGAGCAAACGACGUCGGAUUGGAACUUCUUGAGUUCAUCCACGUGCAUAAGACGGCGGCGCUUCUGGAAGCAGCCGCCGUCAUCGGAGCAAUCGUGGGCGGCGGAAGCGAGGAGGAGGUGGAAAAGCUGAGGAAAUUCGCCCGACGUGUCGGACUACUGUUCCAAGUGGUGGACGACAUUCUGGAUGUGACGAAGUCGACGGAGGAAUUAGGGAAAACCGCCGGAAAAGAUGUGGCGGCGGAGAAAGCGACGUAUCCGAAAUUAAUGGGAAUUGAAAAAUCAAAAGAAUUUGCAGAAAAUUUGAGGAAAGAAGCCGUAGAGACGUUGGCCGGAUUUGAUCCGGUGAAGGCGGUGCCGUUAAUUGCAUUGACGAAUUACAUAGCCUAUAGGCAAAAGUAAGCAAAAAAUUGGAGAAAUUAUUCGACGAGCACGCUGAUAAUCUUGCAUCGUUGGGUGUGAAAAAAGAGAACUACGAAAUAUUUUAGACUUACAUUCGUGGAUCAUUAAAGACUACAAAUUUUCGAAUUCACAUCCGACGAUAAUUAUUGAAUCUCGUUGAAUAAUAUAAAUAAUAUUUCGAAUAAUAUUUCAAAUUAAAAGUUUGGUAAGUUGAUGGCACAUUUGUUGGAUUUGUUGUAGUAUGGGUCGUUUUUAGGGGUUUCAUUUUAGAGAUUGAAAAAAAAAUGUGAUUUCAUUUUCA
Benincasa hispida (wax gourd) is the source of this 1531-nucleotide messenger RNA. RefSeq names its product geranylgeranyl pyrophosphate synthase 7, chloroplastic-like. Lineage: Eukaryota; Viridiplantae; Streptophyta; Magnoliopsida; Cucurbitales; Cucurbitaceae. Gene Ontology annotation, molecular function: geranylgeranyl diphosphate synthase activity. The record is from RefSeq and is a predicted model, not a curated record. Gene Ontology annotation, biological process: isoprenoid biosynthetic process.